AUGUCAUCAUCAAAAGACCUUUUAAAGGAUAGCAUCACAACCGUGGAGGUGAACUCAAGGAGUAAUAGUGAUGCUUCAGAGGAUCAACUCCUGUCUCCUAUCCACUCUCAAAGGUCUUAUGGAUCUCUCCACAAAGAGCUUUUAAAUGAUUCCGUACUACAAAUCGAUUUAGAAGAUUUGCCCCAUGGCCGUCAUUUAGGUUUAUAUUCCACUAUAAUUUUAUUCAUAAGUAGGAUUAUUGGAUCAGGAAUCUGGGCUACACCUUCUAAUGUGUUUGCUGGUGUUGGUGGUAACCCUUUUUUGUUUUUCACAAUGUGGUUGAUUGCUGCAUUGAUGGCUUUUGCUGGAUUAUAUGCUUAUUUAGAAUUGGGUUCAAUAGUACCAAGAUCUGGCGGAACUAAAGUGUUUUUGGAAUUCAUUUAUCCAAGACCAAAACUGUUGAUUAGUGUUGUGUUUUCAUUAUUCACUUUAGCAUUUGGAAUAAGUUUGACUAAUUCUAUCGUGUUUGGGAAAUAUACCCUUUUUUCAUUAGGUUAUUCUUCUGAAUUCAUUGAUUCUUCAAAUUGGUCAAACUAUAUUGGGUUAAUUCUUAUCAUUGUCACAACUCUGAUUCAUGGAUUUUCCACUAAACAUGGUGUUUUUGUUCAAAAUGUCCUUGGUGCGAUGAAGUUGUUCUUAGUUGCAAUAAUGUCAUUAACUGGGAUUUAUGUCUUGUUCUUCCCAGAAAAACUAACAGGCUUACCAAACCAUUUGGAUAUGGAUAAAUUCUUCAAGUUUGACGAUUCUUCAAUAGUUACAGCAUCAAGUGUUUCAUCUUCACUAUUAGGUUGUUUCUUCACUUUUGGUGGAUGGAAUGCUGUUCACACAGUUUCUAGUGAAAUCAAAGAUCCUGUUCGUACUUUGAAAAUAGCGGGCCCAGUUUCUUUACUGAUUGCAUUCUUUAAUUUCAUAUUGAUUAAUAUUGCAUAUUUGAAAGUUAUCCCUCAUGAUGAAGUCAUUAAAGCUGGUCCUUUAAUCGGCUCUAUCCUUUUUGAAAGAGUUCUUGGUUAUAGAUUAGGAAGACAAUUCUUAACAAUCUCCAUUGCUUUGAGCUCAGCCUCUAAUGUUUUUGUUGUCGUCUAUUCAAUUUCAAGAAUGAAUCAAGAAAUCUUUAGGGAAGGUUAUUUACCAUUCAGUUCAAUUUUUGCCUCAAAUUUCAGACAUACAAACACACCGUUAUGGUCAUUAUUGGUUUGUUCAGUGCUAACCUCUUUUUGGUUGAUUUUACUACCAGCAAAUGGGAAAUCAUUCAACUAUAUUGUUAGUUUGGAAGGUUAUUCUACCCAAGUGUUUUUAUUAUUGAUAGCUAUCGGGAUAUUCAUUAUAAGAAAAAAGUAUCCAGAUCAAAAAGCUCCAAUCAGAGCAAGUAUAACAGGUACUGCAUUGAUUGUUGUGGUAUCGUUAUCUGUCUUAAUAAGUCCAUUCUUUAGCAAGAAUGAUAGUUCAAAUCCAACUUAUAUUUCUUAUCUACCUCCAUAUUAUAUUGCUUCUCCAUUUUUAUUAUCAUUGGGUUUAGCUUUUUGGGCAAUUAAGUUUAAAAUCUUGCCAUAUUUAGGAAGUUUUAAAUAUCAUAGAGAAAUUGAAACUCUUGAUGAUGGGUUGACGGUUAAAAAGUGGGUCAAGGUUCAUUAUUAG
Messenger RNA from Hansenula anomala, 1674 nucleotides. RefSeq lists its product as uncharacterized. The transcript has a single exon. Gene Ontology annotation, molecular function: L-amino acid transmembrane transporter activity. Bases 1 to 1674 code for a protein of 557 amino acids. Lineage: Eukaryota; Fungi; Ascomycota; Saccharomycetes; Phaffomycetales; Wickerhamomycetaceae. Gene Ontology annotation, biological process: amino acid transmembrane transport. The record is from RefSeq and is a predicted model, not a curated record. Gene Ontology annotation, cellular component: membrane.